UGACGAAUGUCAACACAAAGCGUGUAGUAGACGGUGUAAUAAUAGAAGAAAAAGUGCAAAAAUCCCAGUUCAAUGCAAUAGUGAACAGAAGUAGUGUGAAAAUCAUUUGAAAAUUUAUUCAAAAACACUUUCGAAUUUAUUGAAAGAACAUAUUUGCAAAGCCUAGCUACAACAAACAAAAUAAGCACAGUUAAGAGUAACGUAUUUACAAAAAUAUUAGUUGUGAUAAGCGAUCGCGCGUUUUUGUGUAUUUGGUGCGUUUUUGUUUUUUCGGGCAAAGUUUUAGAAUAUACGUUCUCUGCUUAUGCCAUUGCGAUUGUAUUUCAUUUACUACGUGAUGUUUAAUAUGUGCAAAGUGAUUGAUUAAAACCUAAGGAAUAUAUUUACUGACACUCAAUUAAGUUCGAGUGACCGUAUUUUGUGGCGAUUGGGCUAACCGUUGGCCACGGAUAUAGUGACAUUCUCGUGGUUCACUCGUCUAAGUUAUAAUAGUCGCAUAUUAAACUACUAUGUUGUUGACAAAACUUUAUUAAGCCCGCUAUAUACUAGAUUUAAAAGCAAAAUUGUGAAAAGUUUAAAUAUUAAAUUGCAACUAAACCUCUGAAAUGGAUUCAAGCACAAAUAUUGAUACCCUUAAUGAUACUGCGCCUAUGCCGGAAUUGAGUUUUGAAGAUCUAUUGGACGAUUCACCAGUGAAGAAAGCCAUCGGUAUAGGUGAUGAUCCUCUUGAGAUCGAGGAAGAGCUCAGCUCCAUAAAAAGUGAUACAUUGAAUACGCCAGGACCCAAGAAACCACCACACCACACGCAAUCAAUAUCGACACCCAUAUCUACAACAACAACAACAAAUUCAGCUACGAAAAUCGCAACCGACAGUGCUACUAAAGCGGCAACAGCGCCAAUUGUAUUGAAUAGCAGAAAUAUUUUACCAAAAUCGGUAACGACCGGCAGUCAACUGGUGAAAAUUUCCCCUAAAAUCAUAGCCGCAGGCACAACAACACUCAUUAAGAGUCCUUCAACAUUGAUGGGACCUGUUACUGGUAAUACUACUACCGCUACAACCGGAAAAAGGACUAUAAAGACACCAAAUCGUCAAAUAGUUUAUAUACAGAAGAAGGCAACCGGCACGUCGGUUGGAGGAGGUUCAGUUAUAACUACUGCAGCUAACAACACAACGUCUGGAGUUUCAACUACUGCGACAGCUAACAGCAAUAAAACCGUUGCUUUCAAACUGUUGCGUACAUCCGCUGGCGGUUUGGUGCCAAUUAAAAGCACUGCAACCAUGGUAACAGCUGCCACAGGAUCAACCACCUCAACAAGCUCAACUGAUGCAGAAAUUAAGAGUACGCUAACAUUUACGCCAACUAUUACAAAGCAAUUAGUACAAGGAGCAGCCGGCGCUAAACGUGUCAUAUCCACUGCAGGCGGACAGGUUGUCAUCAAAGCCUCACCAACCGCAACAGCAACUGUGGCGGCAACCACCAAUGCGUUAUCAAUGAGCAGGCCAACAACAGCAACGACAACAGCAGCAAGCACAACAACUUAUCGUUUACAAACGAGCGCUGGCGGUACAAGUAACAGUGAUGCAUCCAAUCCAACUAGUGCCAGCAAAGGCUCACUAACGUCUGGGCAUAAAAUAAUCUUACAAUCCGCCAAUGGCAAGCAAAUCUUAGUUUCCAACCAACAAUUAGUCAAAUUGUCGCCGAAGCCACUCUCACUUAGUGCCACCACAAACACAACAGUAUCAGCUUCAAGUAACAGUACGGUCACUGGUGCGACUACAAGCAACACCAGCGCUACACGCCAACUGCAGACUAUACAGCUACCUGGUAAACAAGUACAAUACUUGCGUGUGUUGCCGAAGAGCAAUGCUGACAAUAGCGGCAAUAUAGUGUCAUCUGCGACAACAACAACGAGUGGUGCCUCAGCAGUGAGCAGUACCCAAAGCAAUAGUGCGGCAACCUCGACGUUCAGAAUUUUGAAUGCCAGCGGCGUGCCGUCCAAGUUCACCGUGGUGCGUCCUAGUCCAACGGGUUCCACGAAACUGAUACUAACGCAGUCACCAAAGAAGGAGAGCGGUGUGCCGGUAACAUUCUCGCCGAUAACUUCAAAAGUGCAAAAGACCAUCGUGACAGUGCCGAAUUUACGUGCUUUAGGUGAUAGUCAACGCACUCAAAGUGCCACCUCCACCACCAACAGCUCCUCGUCCAAUAUCAUAUCAUCUACAACUGCGCAGUUAAUCAAUACCAACGCCGGUCAAUCGUUGAUCAAAAGUAAUGCUAAUUCGAAUAACGCUACUUCUGGCACCACCACGCUAAUACGUAAACAUAAAAUCUCCGAAAUCAAUUCAGAGCUCAAGCGCAUAACCACGAUGACAGCUGCCGCUGAGGUGGAGGAUGACAGUGUAGAUAUGGAUGCACCGCCUGAGGCGAAAAGACUAGCAACCGGCAGUCAUAUAUUUAUGUUGCCCCAUUCAAUGUUACGCACCACAGUUAGUGGACAAGUGCGCCAGGUUACAUUGCAGUCGAAUGCUGGCAUAGCUGGAGAGGGUAAAAACGUUGGUGGUCAAUCGCCAACGCGAAAAAUACCCCAACAACAAAUGCAAAGUAUACUCAAGAGCAAUAAUAAUUUUGUGUUAUCCGAGCCUUCUGGGCAGAAAUCAUUACUAAUUAAUGGCAAGUCACAGGCCAUGAUUGUGCAGCAACAACAUAAAACAUUGCAACUAAAGCGGCAAUAUCAGCAACAACAGCAACAGCAACAACAACAAAAAUUGAUACAACAAAAGAAACUGGAGCAAUUGGAACAAAAGAGUGAAAACACAAAAUUACCAAUAUUGACGAGAAGCGGUGCAGCAGCCAACAACAGCGCCACCAAUAGCAACAGCAAUCAUAAUCCUAAUAGCGCGCUAUUGAAUUUUAAAAUCAAAUUGGAGCCUCCGGAAGAGAAACAAGACGGCAGUCCAGUAGAUUUGUUGCCGGAUGCGGCGAAUGGCGGUAUACGACGAAAACAUUGCAACUGCAGCAAAUCACAAUGCUUGAAAUUGUAUUGCGACUGUUUUGCCAACGGUGAAUUCUGUCAGGAUUGUACGUGCAAAGAUUGCUUCAAUAAUCUACAGUAUGAAGAUCAACGGCAACGGGCAAUCAAAAAUUGUCUGGAGCGAAAUCCCAGCGCAUUCAAACCAAAAAUAACCACCUCACGCGAACAAGGCGACAUGCGUCACAACAAAGGCUGCAACUGCAAACGCUCCGGCUGUCUGAAGAACUAUUGCGAAUGUUAUGAGGCGAAAAUACCCUGUUCGUCCAACUGCAAAUGCGUCGGUUGUCGAAAUAUCGAAGAACGUCCCGAUUUGGACAUGGAUCCGAUAGAUCCGAAACUUUUAGCAACCAUUGCGAGUGUGUCCCUACCAGCGGGCAGUCAGAAACGCACCUACGACAAAACCAACACCAAAACAUCUAGUCUUGGCAAUGAUAAAUUCUAUAAAGACACUGCUAAAGCUUUAGGUAUGGGCAACGAUUUGUUAGCGGGACUUGCUGGCGGUAGCAACAGCAUUGCUGGCGGCAGUACUUGUAGUGGCAGCAAUGCCACUACUGGCGUUGCUGGUACAGCGUCCGAGAAGCAACAAUGCAAUUUUAUUACACAAGAAGUGGUGGAUGCCACCAUACAAUGCAUGAUUUCGCAGGCGGAUGAAUGCGAAAAGAAUGGCUUACCCGCAUAUCAAACCGAAAAGAUGGUUAUGGAGGAGAUGGGACGUUGUUUGGUGGAAAUAAUAGAUUUCUCUAUACGCAACACUGAUACCAGCUUUACGCAAGACUAAGCAGGCGUCUGGACUUUACCGUUAAUUUGUUAAUAUUCGCAGAUAUGCAAAUUUGUUUGGGAACAUAGCGUGUAGUUGUAGCGGCUACUUAGCUUUCUUAAUACUAUCAAGAAACAUAACAAAAACACAUAUUUGUAUAAUAAAAAAAAUAUAAACAAACAUUUAUGCAUAAAAUUGUUGAAAUAAAGUCGUAACAACCAGUAGCUGCUUUGAAUCUUGCUUUGUAAAUAGUGAAUAAAACGCCGUUUUCUUCGUUUUUCAAAACCUUCUACUAACCUAACGCAUAUGCUAAGCGACAAGUAGUGUUUAGCGGGAUUGUUCAUUAACAAUUUUAGUACAUUUAUAAAUAGCAAAAAGGUACUUAGCAUAAGCGAUAAAUCUUUCGGGUAGCGCAUACGGCUCGUGCAUGGCGCGUGCAUGUUUCAUUUAGCAUUACUUACGCGUAUAUUCGAUCUUCGAGUAUUUUCGAUAUGGUGGUUAAGAAAAUAAUGUUUUUCUUUAUUUAUUUUGCAUUAAGUUAUAAAGUUUCCCCCACUUUUUGCGCUUACACAUUUUUUUGUUUUAUUUUCGCAUGAGUUCUCGGCUUUUUUGAAAAGCUACAAACAAUUUUUCUUCUUCUUGCUUUUUUAAAAUUAAUUUUAAUUGUAUUUUUAUUUAUUCUUAAGUUUAACUUAUAACGCUAAUAUAUAUCUUUUACAACGUUUAUUAUUAAAAUUGUUGUUACGUUUUACUAAUGAAAAAACGAAGAAAGCAAAUGUUAGGCGUUCUUUUUUAUGAGUAAUGCGCGCAUACAUAUAUAUUUUUUACAUAUAUAUUUGUUUAUAUUUAGUUUACACACCUACCAUCUAUACGAUUAAAAACCACCAUUAACACCAAAAGUUACUGUAAGAAAGAUUUAUAAAUAUGUAUGUACAUAUAUACAUACAUAUACAUAUGCAUAGAAAAUGAAACAAAAACAACACAGCUUUUAUGUAACAAAUUCAAAAUUUGACGUCUCCUCCAAAGGUAAAUAAUGUAAGUUCAAGACGCAAAUGUAGUUAUAUUAGCUUUUAAGUACUACAAUUGUAUAACUUGACCCAUUGUAAAUAAAGGCUAACAAAUUUGAAAAA
Bactrocera tryoni is the source of this 4921-nucleotide messenger RNA. RefSeq names its product protein lin-54 homolog (gene mip120). Gene Ontology annotation, biological process: regulation of DNA-templated transcription. Gene Ontology annotation, cellular component: nucleus. The record is from RefSeq and is a predicted model, not a curated record. The transcript has 5 exons. NCBI's taxonomy places the organism in Eukaryota, Metazoa, Arthropoda, Insecta, Diptera, Tephritidae. The coding region runs from base 606 to 3812 and encodes 1068 amino acids.